Messenger RNA from Amoebophrya sp. A120, 6337 nucleotides. The record is from the annotation of a GenBank genome assembly. NCBI's taxonomy places the organism in Eukaryota, Dinophyceae, Syndiniales, Amoebophryaceae.
CCCAAGAUGAAAAUACCACGGAAACUACACGAACGAAGACCAGAUCCGGAUCGGAUCGAAAAAAUGCACCUUGAGUUGGAUCUCGAGCCAUUCCCCCUCUGCCACAGUGUUGAGGUAAUAUUGUGCUCCGGAAAAAUGGACAAGGUCACGAUCACGAUCUCACUUUUGAAAUCGACUUAUAAGUACGAAGGUGUAAGUACGGAUUGUUGGUGCAGAUUCUCCAGUAUAAGUACCUACAAAUAAGAAUUCCUCCAUUUGAAGAUCCAGCGACAAAGAAAUAGAAAUAGGAUACAUUCUGCUCAAGAACGAGAUUGAUGUUGCAUUUGGACACACGACCUAGACACGACAAGUUCUACUUCAUCGCUCGUACCUUGCAGCUCUGGGGGAAGUAGUGGCAGUCUAAAGCAUUGCUCAACAUUGUUGAGCGACGUAAAGAACUACAAAGGAAAAAUAGCUACAGACCUAAUAUUUGUAAGUGCAUGUGAAGUGUAGUCUCUGCUGCCGGGUCGGUGAUAGAAAUAAGGUUGUUCCAAGAAAGUGAAAGACGACAAUCUGGAAUGCAGCAACGGCCGUAAAUAAUUAUAAUUAUAGCUCGGACCACCACUACUACAACAAAAUCAAAAAUCCUCACGACCAUGGCUCCGCGCGAUCUGUUCGCCCAGUUGCCGGAGGAUGAUAUGCUGCUCGGCGGGGCCGACUCCGACGCAGAGGGCUUUGAUGCCGAAGACGAAGAAGACGACUUUUUAGAAUUCAAUGGCGCCGGCGGCGGUGAAGAUCUUCAUGACGGCUUAGGCUUUGCGGGGUUGUUCAACAACAACGCAAAGAGGAAGAAACCUAGUAGCGAUGGUGUCGCAUCAAGCACGAGAACUGGUACGAAGAAGAUGAACACCAAUUCCUUCUCAUCUUCUUCGAAAAGAAAAAGGGACGAGGAGCAAGACGAUGAUCAUGAUUUAUUCUCCGAAGAGUCGCAGCAGUCCUGUUUAUCUUCGAGCGAGGAGGAAGGACUAGGACACGACGACGAUGAUGUCGCUCUUGCUAGAACUACGAGUGGUCCUCGUCGCAAAAGUACUAGACAACUGGGCAACUGGGACUACAUUUCUGGCGGCGUUCUGAAGGAGCAGCAAGACGCCGGCGACUCGCUGGCCGUGAAGAUUAAAAGGCGGUUGGAGAUGAAAGCAGCGGAAGAGUUGGAGGAGUUGAUGCCGGCCGAGGAAAAUGAAGAAGAUGAAGAACCUGUACUAGAUGAUAAAACUCCUCGUGCGGAAACCGAAACAAGCUGCGACCACGCAGUCGAAGAUGACGGCCAGCCAGGAGAAGAACACGACAGCGGCGGCAAAACGUCUCGCGCACCUGCCACGAAGAAGAAGAGCACGACGGGCGGCGGCGCGGCAAAGGAGGCGUCAAUAAAUUGUCGUUCUUCAUCGCAAGAGACAAAAGCAAAAAAUGCACCUAGUACAACAACUGCGAGAAGAACUUCAGCUACGUGGUUGUCAACGCAAGACCAACAGCAGGCUCCAACGUCGACCUUGUUCGGCGACCUGGAUCUGUCUCGCCCCUUUUUGAAGGCGCUGCAGGAAAUGAAGUUCUACGAGGCAACGGCCAUCCAGCGGGACUGCAUCCCGGCGGCGAUCAAGGGGCACGACUUGCUCGCGACGGCAGAGACGGGGAGUGGGAAGACGGCGGCCUUUCUGCUGCCCACGCUGGAACGAAUCUCAAGGUCGCCGCACGUGGCCUCAAGAAAGCGGGUUUUUGUGUCGAAGGAAAAGGGAUACAAGGUAUAGAAUACAUAGUACGAGAUUGCUGAUUGCGAUCAUCAUCAUCAUGAGAAAUAAAUGAGCUUAUCAUUUACACUAUUAAAACAGUCGCUACAGCAGCCUUCAUGCGACGUGGCACAUAUCCCAAUGAAGAAAGCUCCUCUACUGCGGGCUGUUGGCGCGCUCAAGUAGUAAAUAAAAAAGCACGUACAUACAAUAUUUCGGAACCGCGUUUAUUUCACCGAAAAAUAAGAUGAAAACAAGGUACGGAAUAAAAUGAAUGAAACUAAAUCAGAUACAAACCGGUCGCGUUGCCACCAAGGCGUUGAUUCUGUUGCCCACCCGCGAAUUGGCGACCCAGUGCUACAGCAUGUUGCAAGGUAUCGCGAAGUACUCGCUCGUGACCUCGUCCCUGAUCGCCGGCGGCUUUUCGCAGCAGGAGCAGGCGACGAAUUUGAAGCACCAGCCGGACAUUCUGAUCUGCACGCCGGGCAUAUCAAAUGUAAAAAUGUCUGGGUCUGGAAGAUUCCGAUAUUUGUUAUGCAGUUUCUCCAAGCUCGACCAAGUCUGGAAUGCAGGGCCUAGCAUCACAGGAUCUGCAGCCCCUUUGUGAUGCCUGUUCUGCAUGAGAAAUGCCCCCUCAGCAUGGAACUGCGUUUCUGCAUGUGUUGCGUGUUCCUGUUCCGACCAUGUGUCCUAGAUCCUCUCCUCAUGCGUCCUUCUCGAUCUGCGCGCGCUCCACACACACUUCAAUGAUCACAGUAGUUAGACCUUAGUAGGGGCGAGAGAUCCUUACAUAAUGUUUACUAACGUGAGGAGAAAACCUCCAAAAAAAACCUUCACCUUUUUUUUUGUUAGCGCUAGCUUUACUACCCUUGUAGAAUUUAGACGCCGCCCCAUACAUACCGCGUCGCCUUUGUCGCCCUUUGCUGGUUUUCCUUUUUUUUGUACGGCAGCUGCUUUUUUAUUUUUUUGUGGCGGGCCGGAGAUCCUUUUGCGUAGGGCCCCUAAAGUGGGCAAAUGGAUCAUGAAGAAAUACACUCAUGAAAUGGCGCGACCGGAAAGUGGAAAAGAAGACAUAGGGGGGAAAAGUAGACGCAUGAAAGAGAAGACGCGGGGGGCACAGAAGAAAAGGGGUGCGGGGCACAAAGAAAAAAAACAGAAGAGAUGGGCGGGGGCAUGGGCUAAAGAACAAAAAGACAAAAACUGCAAAGGUCUGGGAGUUUGCAUGUCGCUAGGCCUAGGUUUAUUGGCAAAGUGGUGACUGGGUUGCUAAUUUAAAGACUGCGCUAAAGCAGCACCCCCCUUCCCCAAGGGGUCCCCCCAGGGCGGGCGCGAUGGCGGCUCCGAGUAGGCGGAGCCCUGGGGCCCGAUUCUUCGGAAACGCAUGAAAAAGGUGCGCGGAGUAAGGUCGGCUAAAGUGCCUGAAAGGGGUACGCCUCGGGGUUGUCCGUCAUCGUGAUAGGAUCAUCGGGUAUGAUCAGUAGACCCCCUGUAUAUUUUUUUAGCGCGCAACCGGCCACAAGUGUAAGACUCUGAUCAAGUUUGUAAGACUAACCCUUCAAGGCCACACCGAAGCUCCACCUUGCUCGCGGGCUUGGAUGGUAAGGGGGUUCUGCCACACGUAGCGCCCACUGGUCGUAGUUACGCGUAAGCAAUCGAUAGCGGUUUUGCGGCUGCGGUCGGGUGGUAGUUAGGAAGUGGAUCGGGUAUCCACCUAGGGGUAUCGGCAGAGGCUAAAUCUGUCCUAACGCCCAGGUAUUGGCAGAGGCUAAAUCUGUUCUAACGCCAACCCGCCAGGAGUUAAAUGGUUACUACUACUACUAGCAUGUCCAGAAAUGAGCACCUUUUGCAAGUCACGCAACACAGAUUUUUGUAUGAUGCGCAACAUGCAUCACAAGUUGCAUCGUUCCAGACCCAGACAUUUUUGCAUUUGAUAGGGCAGAAUCUUGGACCACUUACUGAACACCCAAUCCGUAUGGAAGCGUCAGGUUUGAAAUCCUCAAAGUUGAAUAAAUAAUUUGUAAUGCAUAAAAUGCGAAGAUACAAAAAGUGACUCUAUUGCAGAGGACCCAAGGGAGGCAGAUUAUAGUCCUGGCAAGGGUCAAAAGUUGGACUACUAUCUAGCAUGACAGAAGGCAGCUCUUUUGCCCUAAACCGCAUGACAGACUCGCUUCCAGGACCGGGAAAAUUUGCCAUGCACCGACUACAAACUGCAGGCCUAACUGGCAUCCAUUUUAUGCAUGGCAAAUUAUUUUUUCAACUUUGUCGAUUUCAAACCUGACACUCCCAUAAUCCGUGCACUUGGAAAUGCUUGAAAUCGUGGUUUUCGACGAGGCAGAUCGGCUGUUAGAGAUGGGAUUUCGGGACGAGUACAAUUUCAACUUCAUCGCAAUCAUGCUUUGUUUUUUCAGCAUAGAAGUCGCGCGCGUGCCAGACUUUCACUGAUUCGAUUCGCACCUUCAAGCUAGUACAAAGUUACUGUUAAAGUUAGAUAAAGUUAACGAAGGACGCCUUAGAAGUUGCACAGCGCUUCGUCGUGCAUCAUGAUGAGAAAAGAAACACUACCAAGAUGAUACGACUUUUACGUGCGUCAGGAAGAAACAUUGCCUACAAUAACAAUACCGAUACCCCACAACUAAAAACUCGUCCAGGUGCAAGGAAGUGCUGCGUCGGUGUUCGCACGGGCGCCAGACGCUUCUUUUUUCCGCCACCUGGAACACAUAUGGAUGUGUCAGGAUUGAAACCGACAAAGCUGAAAUAACUUGCAAUGCAUAAAAUGGAUGAAAGUUGUGACCUAGUUUCCCAGUGGCGCAUGACAAAUUUGGGUAGAGCCGAAAUCCAGUGCGUCAUGCUGUUUGGGUAAGGAAGACGCCUGCUGUCUUGCUAUUUUAGUAGCUCAGUCUCUACCCCUCAACAGGCUUACAAUCUGCCUCACUUGCCUACUCUGCAAGACAGCCACUUUGUGGGCUGCAUUUGUCUUGGUAUUUUAGGUGCAUUUUAUGCAUGACAAACUAUUUCAACUUUGACGAUUUCAAACCUGGCGCUUCCAUAACACAGACGUCCAGGAUCUCGCCUCCGUGGCGCUGAACAAGCCGCUUCGCAUCGAGGCGAGCCAGACCAACAAGGUCGCCCGCACGCUGCAGCAGGAGUUUGUCGCGGUGCCGGAGGAGUCGAAGCGGGAGGCGACGUUGCUGCACCUGUGUAAAAACACGUAUAAGAACAAGGGCGUGAUCAUUUUUUUCCAGACGAAGAAGCAGUGCCACCGCAUGGCGAUUUUGUUCGGGUUGAUGAAGCUCAACUUCGCGGAACUCCACGGGAAUCUGUCGCAGACGGAACGGUGUGAGAACGUGUCGAGGUUUCAAAACAACGAAAUCUCCUAUUUACUCGCGACCGACCUCGCGGCUCGGGGUUUGGAUUUGCGGAACGUCGAGUGCGUGAUAAAUUUCGAGGUGCCCAACGAGGACGCGAAGUACAUACACCGGUGCGGACGAACCGCGCGCAUGGGCCGGACCGGGCAGUUAUGCAAGAAAAAAACUGUGUAAGUGUAACUCUGUAAUGCGGAACAUGCAAGAGAGUUAUGCCUGUCAUGCCAGACAGCCACGAAGUCCUCUUUCCAGGUGUGUAUUCCCUUACAAGCCACGCAUGACAGGUUUGUCAUGUAGAGCAAAUCUGUGAUGCUGUCAGCCAAACAAAGAAAGUUACACUAACACAGUUUUUUUCUUGGAUAGCAGUCCGUCACGUUGCACUGCGGUCAGGAGGAGUACAGACGAGUGAAGAAGUUGGCGAAAUUGUGCGCGAAAAAGGUCAACAGCAGUUCAUCCACUGGGGAGGGAGUGGACGACAAGAAUUGUGACGCUUCAUCUUCUCCUGCGUCGGUUGUAACCAAGCGCAGCAUCGACGAGUCCGCUUUGGACAAAUUGGAAUGGCAGAUCAACCGGUUUCAACAGGACGUCGUCGAGGUGCUCGAAGAAGAGAAAACGGAGCGGGAGUUGCGACUCGCCUCCGUGGAGUUGAGCAAGGCCGAGAACCUCGAGAAACACAAAGACGAGAUCGCGGCCCGGCCGAAAAAGGUGUGGCGGCUGACCAACAACGAGAAGCAGAAGCAGCGGGAGAACGAGAAGGAGAUAAGAAUGGCCCUGGAAAAGGACUCGAAGAAGGAAUCGCGAAAGCAAAAGCGGAUGCGGAUGGACAAGGAAAUGAUGCAGAAGCAGAACGUCGCGAAACAAAAAAUCGCGAAACGAAAAACGACCAGAGCAGCUGCUGCGAAUGGAGGUUCUGGUGCCACCUCUGGUGGUGCCUCGGGGAUGAUAGGAGGAAACAAGAAGAAACCCGUUGCGAAGGGGAAAGGAGGAAAGAAAAAUUCGCGGAAGUGAUUUUUAGGCGGGACCCCGGGGAAUUAUAGAUCGUGCUCGUGUGCAGCUUGGUUGUUGCAUUUGCGGACAAACAAGCUUCAACUUGUAGCUCUAGGAGCAGAACAAGCACAAUGCGCUUCGGCAAGAAAAAGCGGAAACUUAGAGCUCGCGCCUGCGUUUUAUUGUGUGCUGAUGUGCAUCAACUAUCACUAUGUAAAGGAAAUCAUG